UAAGCAUGUUUUAAUAUCACAGCAAUGAGCAAUAGCUUGAGAAAUGGAUAGAAAUGACAAAUAAGCCAAAAACAAUCGUUUUUAGCACUGAUUUGUAGGAUCGUCACCUCCCUGUACGCAGUAGGCGUCCACGACGGGUAAACCGCUUCAGAACUACAUUUCCCAGAAUGCACGAACAGUUUGUGAGGCGGAAAUGACUUCAAUGACGCGCAACAACAGUCCCAAACAAUGUAGGCAGUGUAGUGAAGUGUGUGGACAAUGUUUUCUGUAUCGGUGCUUCUGUCAUGGCGAACUCUGCCUCCUUGUGUUACAAUGAGCAGAUCAGCCUCCUCAGCUCCUCGUUUUGUUCCAGCCAGCAGCUCAGUUAACAAAAGCACAUUGGAGCAGCUCCAGACAUUUGUAUCGCAGGCCUCUCGCCUCUUUGUGAUGACUGGAGCAGGACUGUCCACAGAGUCUGGAAUCCCUGACUAUCGGUCAGAGGGUGUGGGACUGUAUGCAAGGACAGACCGCCGGCCCUUGCAGCACUCUGAGUUUGUGCACAGUGCCAAAGCCCGGCAGCGUUACUGGGCCCGGAACUAUGUGGGGUGGCCACAGUUCUCGUCCCACCUGCCCAAUUCAGCUCACUAUGCUUUAAGGGACUGGGAGAGGAAGGGCAAAGUUCACUGGCUUGUCACUCAGAAUGUUGAUGCCUUGCAUUCUAAGGCAGGACACCAGGGGCUGACUGAGCUGCACGGCUGUUCCCACAGGGUGGUGUGUCUGGGAUGUGGUCAGCUAACGGCUCGUGAGGAGCUGCAGAAUCGUUUUGCUGCUCUAAACCCAGGCUGGGAAGCGAGUGCAGGGGCAGUGGCACCAGAUGGAGACGUGCUGCUGGAGGAUGAGCAGGUGCUGCACUUCCGGGUGCCUGCAUGCCAGGCCUGUGGAGGCAUCCUCAAACCUCAAGUAACAUUUUUUGGUGAUACAGUGGCUCGUGCAACAGUGGAGUUUGUGCACAACAAGUUGGCUGAGUGUGACGCUCUGCUUGUGGCUGGAUCCUCACUGCAGGUGUAUUCUGGGUAUCGCUUCCUUUUAGCUGCCAAAGAGAGACAAAUCCCAGUGGCCAUCUUGAACAUUGGCCCUACUAGGGCUGACCACCUUGCUCAGCUUAAAGUGAGUGCCCGCUGUGGAGAAGUGCUAUCAUCUCUUAAUGCCAGCUAAGAAGAGGAGAGAGGGGAUUUCUGCUCAGGCACCUGACUCUGGAAUCUUGUUUCAAUCACCCAGUACACUGUAAAAAAUAAUAAAUAAAGGGGGUUGGAGGGUGUUUCAAGGCUCCUUUCAUAAGGGCAGUGGUUCUAUCUAGAAUCAUGACACCUCAAAUAACAAUUUAGAGGCUUAAACCUUUUAAAAUGGUUAUUUUUAUCACCAAAAAGAGUGCAACAAAUUGUUACAUGAUAUAUAGCUCCUUUUACUGUUUUGUCAUUGCUGCUCCUGUACAAGAGUUGGAUUCUACCUCAGAAUGGAACAAACAGAAGACACGUAAAGCUGUUUAGGACUGUUUUCUGAAUUUGGCUGAUCUGUUAAUGGUGAAUGUGUCAUUCUUUUAUUUAAUUAAAAUUAUUGAGUUAUUAUUAGUGAGCUAAAUAUGGAAAUUUAAGUUUGCGGGUUGUGCAAAUGUAUGUUAGGGAAUUACAGCUUAAAAGUCCUCAUAGGAUGUAAGAGUGUGACAUUCAGCAAAUUUACUUCCAGACUACAUAACUUUUAAAGAGUAAUGAGUGGAACUGUUUGUACUGUAUUACCUGUCAUUGAUAUUUUGCUGGAAAUAAAACUUUAAAUUCAUAUGCUGCAUUAUUAAUGCUGAUAUGUAUUGUACAGCAGAGGUCAGAUGUUUUUAUUUGUCCUGCUCAUAAAAUAAACAUUUUAAAUAAUGAGAA
Molecule: messenger RNA, 1907 nt
Organism: Astyanax mexicanus (Mexican tetra)
Lineage: Eukaryota; Metazoa; Chordata; Actinopteri; Characiformes; Acestrorhamphidae
Gene: sirt4
Product: sirtuin 4
Exons: 4
Coding region: 259-1194 (311 amino acids)
Molecular function (GO): NAD-dependent protein lysine deacetylase activity; NAD+ binding
Source: RefSeq, a predicted model, not a curated record